AGACGCUUCCUUCUGAGCCCGCCCCCUGUCCUCUCCUGCCUGUGCAGUGUUUGUUGUCAUCAAGAUGGAGUUCUUGUUGGGGAAUCCGUUUAGCACUCCCGUCGGCCAGUGCAUUGAGAAGGCCACUGAUGGGUCGCUGCAGAAUGAGGACUGGACGCUCAAUAUGGAGAUCUGUGACAUUAUUAACGAGACAGAGGAAGGGCCCAAAGACGCCAUCCGUGCCAUCAAGAAGAGGCUGAAUGGCAAUCGAAACUUCCGGGAGGUGAUGCUGGCUCUGACUGUGCUAGAGACUUGCGUGAAGAACUGUGGCCACCGCUUCCAUGUGUUCGUGGCCACCCGGGACUUCAUCGACGGCAUCCUGGUGAAGAUCAUUUCUCCGAAAAAUAACCCUCCCACUAUAGUGCAGGAUAAAGUGUUGGCGCUGAUUCAGGCUUGGGCGGAUGCAUUCAGAAGCUGUCCAGACCUGACUGGAGUUGUCCAGAUUUAUGAGGAGCUGAAGAGAAAAGGCGUCGAGUUCCCCAUGGCAGACCUGGACGCUCUUUCACCAAUCCACACGCCACAGAGAGGAGUCCCAGAGAUUGAUCCAGCCUCACAUAAGUACAAAGCUCCUCCCCAGCCCAAGCCAGCACCGCAGGCGCCUCAGACGUCUGCAGCUAGUGGCUUGCCUGCUCAGACUCAAAUGCCAAACAUGACAGGGCCCAUCACACCAAACCCAGAACAGAUUGCCAGGCUGAGGAGUGAGCUGGACAUUGUGCGCGGGAACUGCAAAGUGAUGUCAGAGAUGCUGACAGAGAUGGUGCCAGGGCAAGAGGAAGCCUCUGACCUUGAGCUCCUCCAGGAGCUGAACAGGACAUGUCGGGCCAUGCAGCAGAGGAUAGUGGAGCUCAUCUCUCGUGUCUCCAAUGAAGAGGUCACAGAGGAGCUGCUACAUGUCAACGAUGACCUAAACAACAUCUUUCUUCGCUAUGAAAGGUAUGAAAGAUACAGAUUGGGCCGGAAUACACAGAAAAAUGGGGUUUUGAAUGAGGCUUCAGUGGAGGAUAAUCUGAUAGAUCUGGGUCCAGGCUCUCCGGCUGUCGUCACCCCUCGAGCCAGCGCUGCAGCCACUCCCACACCUCCCUCCAGCCUGACUGCUGCUGCUGCCCCGUCACUCUCCACACAGCUUGCAGGACUGAAUUUGGAAUCAGAAAGUGUCAGUGGCACUCUGAGUGCACUGUCUGCUCACAACCCUCGUGAUGACUUUGACAUGUUCGCCCAGACCAGAGGCAGCUCCCUUGCUGACCAGCGCAAAAACGUGAAAUAUGAAGACCCACAGGCUCUCGGUAGCCUGGCUUCUGCUCUAGACAUCCGACAACAAAAUACUACUGGGCUGAGUGUAAAGAAUGAUAACGCAGAGUUGGAGCCCAUAGACAGCUGGCUCAUUACCCAAGGAAUGAUUCCUGUAUCGCAGUCUUCUGUCAUGGAUGACAUUGAGGAGUGGCUCGGUGCUGAUGUGAAAGGUGAUGAGGCUGAGGAGGGAGUGACCAGUGAAGAGUUUGACAAGUUCUUAGAAGAGCGAGCCAAAGCUGCAGACACGGCGUUACCAUCACCCCCUAGAGAUGAGCCGUCUGCUCCUGUGAGUGCGCCGAGCAGCAGCCGUAAGAAAGCCGAGCGGACUGAGGACAACCUGUUCACAUUGUAGGUCGCUCAUGAACUUUAAGAAAAGCUCCGUUCAUCCCCCUCAGCGUUCCUCUGGAUUCCUGCUGCCUUUCCGCGCUGCUCUCUGUCACACGUAUCUUGAUCCAUCAUGGGACUCUUGGUUCAUUUCCACCUCUCAAGCUGCUGGCUGGAGCGGGGCAGCUCCUGUGAUACGGCUCCUCUUCCAGACUCAACAUGCUUUUGUGUGUAACUUCAGGGGCAGAGGGAUGAUCCGUCUUAAACGAGUGAAUUUCUCAGCAGCGAAGUCAUGUUGUAGUUUAAGUCUGUUUUGUUGAGAUAUGCCAAGAUUAUGACUUACUUCUGUUUAUUAACAGAAGCCUUGCGGAAUCUGGCUUGGAAAAGCGUUAUAAUAUCUCAGAUUUCCCAUGCAAGUUUACAUACUAAUCUGAAAUAUGCCAUUCCAUAAAGGUAAUUCUUUAUUUCCUGUGGUCCAAUGUCAUUAUACCACUAAGGGAGAAUCUAAGUGACAAAUUAAAGGAAAAACAGACAUACGUACCUUAGGUUUUGGGCCUGCCGAGCUGCCAGAACAGCUUCCUUGUGCCUUGGCACAGAUUCUAUAGUUUCUAUAGAAAGUGUGUAUAAGUGUACUGGCAGGAUGAACACCAUUCUUCAUAUAUACACACAUGUUCCCUCAAAAUGGUAUUUCGAUGAUGGUGGAGAGCGCUGACUAAAAUCUCCCAGAUGUGUUCAAUUGGGUUGAAAUCUGGUGACUAUAAACACUAUAGCAUAUGACUUACAUUAUUUUCAUACUCAUCAAACCAUUCAGUGUGCCUUUGUGCCCUGUGGAUGGGGUCAUCCUGGAACAGACCACUCCCAUCAGGAUAGACAUCUUUUAGAGGAUAAAGUGAUGAGUCAGAAUAGCGUUGUAUUGAUUUGCAGUGACCCUUUCCUCUAAUAGCGCAUUUACACUCCGCAAAAUUACCCACAGUCCAGGUUGUAGCUAUUUUCACCACCAGCAGCUAAAAUAGUGCUGACCAUUGAUUGCUAAAACAUCGUCAAACAGCGGUCAUUGAUUAAUGUCUCUGGCUGAGCUCCCAUCUGUACAGGAACAACAUCUUCAGUAAAUGGCUAAUAGUGACUGCCGAAGUGACUUACUCUUUUGAUUAGUCCUUUCUUUGGCAGAUUUUAGAGGCAGCAGCACAAUUUUAACCUGCAAUUUAAUGUUUCAAUUUGAUGUUUCAUUUUUAUGCCUCCACCACAAGGUUCGUCCAUCUGUCCGUCCAUCUGAGAUUCUCAUUAGAGCGAUAUCUCAAGAAUGAGAGGUCGAAUGCUUGUAGGAUUUGUAUGGAAUUAUCAUUGUAACCAGCAGAUGAUCAGAUUACAUUUUGGAAUUAUUCCAAACAGGAUUGAGGUCAUAGCAAGGUCAAAUCUCUGAAAUAGUUUUUCUUCAAUAGCUUCCUAUCUGUUUGAAGUAUAUUUUCAAGUGUAUUUGGGGCAUUAAAAAAUUUGUAACAAAAAGGACUAGAUUUGUUGGCAGAGGACGCAUCCCUCCCAUUGUACGUGUUAUUUAUUUAAGCAGAGUAAAACCUGACGACAUCUAGGGCAAAUCUGAUAUAGCUUCCUCUUCACUUUGUUUGCACCUUAUAUAGGAUUUAACAUAAUGGAGCUCAGCACCCUAACUUGUGCCCUCACCCAUAUUGUAGAAAGAUAUUUUAGAUUCAGCCGCAGAUGCACAGCCUCUUGUGUGUGUUUUUAAACAUUGUCUAAUAAGGGCACUCAAAUGAUUUUUCAGUGUACUGGCAUACAGAGCUGCGUUUGGGUCCGUCAGCAGCCAUUAAUUAAAAGCAUCCUCUUCUUUUAACUAGAGAUUAAAGUGUUGUCACACUUGUGUUUGAGUGUGUGCUUCCAUUAAAAUAAAUUCACUGCAUCUUGUUAAUUCGAGAGAGAAACAGAAAUCAGAGAUGCGUAGUUUUAUUUUCAUCUACUGAGUGGUAUUUCUGUGCUUGCACCUAUCAAGUUAGCCUUUUAAUAACCUACAGAGAAACUCCUCCUACUUUCAUGAGUAUGGUUACAUGAUGGGAAAGCAACACAUGCACUCUGCCAGGAUACGGAUAGACCUGAGUACUGAUUUGUUUUCGAGUUGUGGCGAAUUGCGCUGUUUGGUGGAGAAGCGCUAUAAAGAUAUAAGCCAUUGCUAAGAAAAUGCCUUCAAUAGCCACCAAGGAAAAGCCACCAGUUUUUCCUUUAAUUUGUCAUGUGUUUUUUUUAAUGUAUUCAGUUAAAUCUGGACACCAGGAGAGUCUUUUAAAAGGGAAAACCAAAAAAAAAAUAAUAAUGCUUGCGUUUCAUGCUCUGUCAGGGUUUCAUUUCUCAGUUGCUUUGAGUGUAGGUUUGGUGAAUGAAAUUACAUUGUUGUAAUCAUGAAAAUGGUGACCAAAGACAGUUUAGACAGUUUCCAAAAAAUGAUUUGUUAACUCUUGUUUCAGAGAGCUAAGAGUAUUUCCAAACGGUUCCAAGAAUCAAGUUCUGUAAAACACACUGCCUCCUUAAUACUAUUUGGUACAUUAAAUUACCAUUAAGUAAGUGAGUUGAGGAAAUAUUUCACAAAUACUUAUGAAGCAUUUGUGAAAAAAUAUUAUCUUAUUUUCAGAAUCAUGUAUUUUUGUGUGUGGGUUGUUUGUUUCAUAGCAAAAAAAAUAAAUAAAUCACAAAUGAAAGUCUGGGCCACAGUAAAGACAGCAGCAUUAAAAGAGUAAAUGGACAGAAUUUGUUUCCUGGUGGUCCUCAUGCUGCAGGAUUAAAUUAUGGUAGCAGAAAUUGUACAUUAUGUAUUUGUAUGUAUACAUAAAUGUAUGUAUAUACAACCCAAGAGUAAUGAAUAUAAAUGUCUGUUAUCAUUUCUGAGUAAGUUGUUAUUCAGAAAGAGAUAAAAUUAAUGAGUUCAGUUCACUCAGUCAGGAGCUCAUCUGUGUGAUUUGGUUCAUAUUUUUUGGUCAUGAUGGUCAUGGUAGGUGUGACGUUUGAUAACUGGAUAAGUGGGUUAGCUAGCACAGCUGGAAGGAUUAUAAGACAGAAUGUAAGUGAAUGUAGAGCCAGUAAGGAAAGGAGAUGAGAUGCCUGAUGAAAUUAGGAGUUUCAGAUGUGACACUUUGCGUCUGAACCUCAGUUGUAAUCUUGGUGUACAUCAGCUCUUCAAAUGCAGUAGUUCAGUUUAGUGGUCAUUCAGCGUAACGGGGUGUUUCAGUGUAGCAUUACUCACAAAUUGGUCAAAACUAGCCAAAAAGAUUUUGAUGAGAUUUUAACAUUUCGAUUGUUCACAUUGGUACAGCGCUUAAUGCAUUGUCAUAAUACAAUACAAGCUGUCAUAAAUCAGUGAUAAAAUAUUGAUUAUAGAUGGGCCUUUUAUAUGCUUUACGUGAAUAUAAAGCACAAAUCAGAUGAUAACAGACAUUAACACCUAAAUUACACCUGUUUCCGAAAAGGAACGUUCAACAAAAGUCACAAUUACAAGCAUUCAAUUACAUAAAACUUUAAUUUUUUUGUUUGUUUAUAGCUUUGUAUAAAUUAAAACAAUGAAGCUGACAUGUCAGUAAUUAUCUGUGUCCUAUAAAAAGCUUUGCUUUCCAAUAAGGUGGCAAUCGUUAUUUUUAAUAACUGCUUUAAUGAAUGUUACCAUGUGACAUUAAGUCCUAAUUAUUUUGAUUAUUUGUCUCAAACAUUAAUGUCUUAAUGUAUUUUAGGAUAUGUAAUAAAGUUUCUUAUUGUGA
This is a messenger RNA of Pangasianodon hypophthalmus (striped catfish), 5405 nucleotides long. It is a transcript of the gene tom1l2a, whose product is annotated as TOM1-like protein 2. The record is from RefSeq and is a predicted model, not a curated record. Gene Ontology annotation, cellular component: endosome; membrane. Gene Ontology annotation, molecular function: clathrin binding; phosphatidylinositol binding; ubiquitin binding. Gene Ontology annotation, biological process: signal transduction. Lineage: Eukaryota; Metazoa; Chordata; Actinopteri; Siluriformes; Pangasiidae. The transcript has 16 exons. The coding region runs from base 65 to 1681 and encodes 538 amino acids.